Molecule: messenger RNA, 207 nt
Organism: Babesia microti strain RI
Lineage: Eukaryota; Apicomplexa; Aconoidasida; Piroplasmida; Babesiidae
Exons: 2
Coding region: 1-207 (68 amino acids)
Source: RefSeq, a predicted model, not a curated record
AUGGGCUCCAUUAGCACAUUUGGCAAUGAUUGCAGCGAGUUCUGCAAAACCCAACACUCGGGAAAGGGAACAACAAUUUACAAUUCGUCAAUUCCAUCGCCCGUAAGAUAUUCUGUAGACGACAUCAACUACUUUUCCUGCAAACACAGGUGUAGAAUGGCUGAUGUAAUCAGACCCAAGCAGGCAGAGGAAAAAAUGUACAUCUGA